AUGGCAGAGAUAGAUAAAGGACACCGACUCAGCUACGUCCGACUCGACGACAUACCAGAACCCUCACAGCAAGCGCGGCAACGACCCCUAUCAUCGGCCGAACAAGUCUUCCUGCAGUCUCAAACAAAGAGCUUCUGGGGAGCAAGCUGGACCCUAGAAAUUUUAGGGUGUCUCACCUCGAUUGCCUUUCUUGUUGCUAUCAUCGUGGUACUGUUCUACUAUGAUGGCAGACCAAUGCCCCAAUGGCCGUAUGGCAUUACUCUCAAUGCCCUUGUUUCUGUCCUCUGCACGGUCAUGAAAGCUACCAUGGCCUUCAUCCUAGCCGAGUCUCUCGCCCAACUGAAAUGGUCCUGGUUUCGCGACGGAAACAAGCUGAGUGAUCUUGCAGUCCUCGAUGCUGCAAGUCGCGGGUUCAUCGGUGCUUUCGUCGCUCUAUUCCAAUUCCUGCCUCGCCAUCUCAUUACAUUCGGGUGUCUCGUUCUGGUCAUAGCAGCCGCUACAGACCCGUUCGUCCAGCAAGUCAUCGGCAUCAACAUGCGUUCAGUGCACGCCCCAGGCCACUCGUCUAUUCAGGUUUGCAAUGCCAGCACGUAUACAGAUUACGGCGAGGGCGCGGGCCCCGGACAAAACCUAGUGCCGCUUAGAACCGCUGGUGCAAUCUAUUCUGGGAUUUACCAGAACCAAAGUCCCAACAGUAACGCUGUCUUAGCGAACUGCCCAACGGGGAACUGCACGUUUGCACCAUACCAGUCUCUUGGAUUCUGCAGUCGCUGCGCCAAUAUCACUGACUCCCUUCACCUAUCCAAGACAUCGCAUGGUCCAAUGCUGAGCGAGUACCACUACACGCUACCUAACGGGUUCUCCUUCACCACUGCCCAGAACAUGGUGUAUUUGAUGAACGCCACAACAGGCCUCGAUUUGAUCAAGCUAGCUGCAGCAGACCUACCGCUCAUCCUGAACUUCACCGCUAUCAGCUCAGCAGGCUACGGGACAACUGAGAUCAGCGCCACAGAAUGCGCGCUCUACUUCUGCCUCGAGACGUACCAGGGUACUGUGCGAGAAGGGGAGUUCUCAGAAACACGCACUUCAGUCUCAACCGCCUCUAACGCCUCCACGUCCUCGUUGGAGGAUUUUGCCAUUACCCCAGACGUCUGCUACGUCAACGGGACACGCCGCGAGAAACCAUACAUGAAAUUCGCGGAAGAUUGCAUAUACAAAAUCAGCUGGCUAAGCCGUCUGGCCAUGUCUAAUUCCCUUUCACCAUUACUCCAAGGCAAAGGGUCUCUCUUCGUGAGCAACAGACCGAGCUGGAAACCAGAGACCCUCAAGGCCGUCUACGGCACGCAAGGAAACUACACCGACAUCGCCUCAGUAUUCGAAUCGCUCGCUUCCUCGUUAACUCUACAAGCCCGAUCAAGGGCCUCCAGCACAGUCGUUACAGGGACUACCUGGGCAGUGCAGUCAUUCGUGCAUGUGCGCUGGCCCUGGAUGAUUAUGCCGGGGAUGUUGGUGGUGCUUAGCGGCUUCUUUCUGUUUAUUACGAUCCUGCAUACGCGCAAUCAGUAUAUCUGGAAGUCGUCGCCUCUGGCGCUGUUGUUCUCGGGAUUAACUGUUGAUGCGUCGUCACCGCUGAAAGCGGAUCCAACGCUGAAGGGAAUGGAGGAUACGUCGAGAAGGAUGGACGUUUGGUUGGAGACGUCGGCUGAAGGACCAAGGUUGAAGGCUGUGCCGAGGUAG
This is a messenger RNA of Aspergillus puulaauensis, 1737 nucleotides long. Its product is annotated as DUF3176 domain-containing protein. The record is from RefSeq and is a predicted model, not a curated record. Lineage: Eukaryota; Fungi; Ascomycota; Eurotiomycetes; Eurotiales; Aspergillaceae. Bases 1 to 1737 code for a protein of 578 amino acids. The transcript has 2 exons.